Messenger RNA from Peromyscus maniculatus bairdii (prairie deer mouse), 3489 nucleotides. The record is from RefSeq and is a predicted model, not a curated record. Lineage: Eukaryota; Metazoa; Chordata; Mammalia; Rodentia; Cricetidae.
GUAUGUCACUGGUUUUCAUCUGAUGAGGAAAGUACAAAUGUUCCAGGAUGUCCUCAUCUUGUUUCAUUGAGAAGGAUGGAGGCUCUCUGGUAUUGCUCCCCUGCCAUGCCUUCCUGCUUGCUGCCACGCUCCCCAACGUGAUGGCCAUGGACUAAACCUCUGAAACUUUUCCCAUUACCUGCCAGCCUCCCCACCUCUUUUGGGAGACCAAGUCUCACUGUGUAUUCUUGAAUUAGCCUGAAACUCACUAUGCAGACCAGGCCAGCCUCGAACUUGCAGACACCUACCUGCUUCCGCUGGAAUUAAAGGUAUAUGCCAUCACACCAGGCUUCAUUUUCUUUUUAUUCCCCAUUUAUUUUUCUCCCACAAGUGCUCAUUUACUCAGAAAUGUUUUUGUUCUCCCUCUUUUCUAAUUAUCCACUCUUACGCAAUGUCCCACACUACCACACAAUCCCUCAUUAUGGUCUUCAGUUCUUGUGCUUACACAAUUGCAGUUGGAACAUGUUACAAAUGAGGCAGGGCUCUCAGGGCCAGGAUGAGUUUGAUCAAAUGCUCUGUUGUGAUGUCUUCUUUUCUCUGUGUUCUUUUGAGGACAACGUUUUGACUAUUCUCACCAUCUUCAAGCCAGAAAUGGAAUAGGAGGCAAGAAAGAAUUGAUAUGCAAUCAUAAUGCCUUUAUUAUUAGGAUAUGAAGAAGUACAGCCAGCCAGCAAAUCAAACAGCUAUGAGGGCAGAAACUGUGUUUUUGUGUGCAUUUGAAAAGGUUUUUAGGCUCCCUUGAGGUGUUUGGCCACUGCUGGAAAGUCCAAGCUAAAGAUGCCGGCGAUGAAUCACCUGAGGGUGAUUCUGCGAGCGUCUCCCUGUACAUUGCUGUGGAGAAGGUUCCAGGUUCCGAGGUCUAUGCCAGUGAGGUCCUGCAGUCUUUACACCUGCACUUACCGAACCCGGAACCGAGCCUUACCUCCACUCUGGGAGAACUUGGACCUUGUUCCUGCGGGUGAUCGGCAGUCACCCAUCAACAUCCGAUGGAGGGACAGUGUUUAUGACCCUGGCUUAAAACCACUCACUCUCUCUUACGACCCGGCCACCUGCCUCCACAUCUGGAAUAAUGGGUACUCUUUCCUCGUGGAAUUUGAAGAUUCUACAGAUAAAUCAGUGAUUGAGGGAGGGCCCCUGGAACACAACUACCGACUGAAGCAGUUUCAUUUUCACUGGGGGGCCAUUGAUGCCUGGGGUUCCGAGCACACUGUGGACAGCAAAUGCUACCCAGCGGAGCUGCACUUGGUACAUUGGAAUGCAGUCAAAUUUGAAAGCUUUGAAGAUGCAGCACUGGAAGAAAAUGGUUUGGCUGUGAUAGGUGUAUUUUUAAAGCUAGGUAAACAUCAUAAAGAACUACAGAAACUGGUGGACACUUUGCCAUCAAUUAAGCACAAGGACACCCUGGUGGAAUUUGGAUCUUUUGACCCUUCCUGCCUGAUGCCUACUUGCCCAGACUAUUGGACCUACUCCGGGUCUCUCACUACACCACCCCUCUCAGAGUCCGUUACCUGGAUCAUUAAGAAGCAGCCAGUAGAGGUUGAUCGUGAUCAGCUUGAGCAGUUUCGGACCCUGCUUGUCACUUCUGAGGGGGAGAAAGAGAAAAGAAUGGUGGACAACUUCCGCCCACUUCAGCCACUGAUGAACCGUACUGUCCGCUCGUCCUUCCGCCAUGAUUAUGUGCUCAAUAUACAAGCGAAACCCAAGCCAGCAGCCAGCCAAGUCACCCCCUAAGAUGUUCAUACUUAGGCAGCAUCUUUCUUUAAAGCGUAUUAGCUUAAAAUCUUAACUAGAUUAAUUUAAAAUGCUGCACUUAAUACUUACGUUUAUACAUUUAUGUUUUUUUUCCUUCCUUUGUUGUAACAACAUUUCAAAACUCCUAUCCUUGUAAAGCAAAGACAGGACGACAAAACAAUAAAAACAAAAACCUAUAACCAAAUAAUAUCAGGUUACCCUAGGUUACCUUUUUUGUGUGUGUGUGAUAGGAUUAAGGCAGAGGAAUAUUUGUUACAAGGCCAGUUGAAAUGGCCUGUUUGGGAUUUUGAUGUUAAAUUUGUCUAAUUUCUGUUUCUCAGAAAGUCAGAUAAACAGUUUAGUUUCUACUUGGUAAAAAUGGAAGUUUAAUGUGAGUGACCCAUCUUGAUUUUUCUGUUCAGGCCUAAUACAGGAGGUUAACUCACAGCAAGAGGUUCUUGUGAAUUUUAUUUAAUGACGCCACCCUUUUGUUCAAACUGUUAAAUGGUCUCAUCUUACAGUAUUGGUCCCACUCUUAGCUACCAUCAUUUGGAGCUGCUGAUCUCAAAAUGACAUUCAAAGGUUACAAAUGCAUUUAUUGCUUUCAGACUAUUUCAUCUAUCUUGUUUUUUUUUUAAGAUAAGUUUUCUCUGUGUACUUCAGGCUGUCCCCGAACUCACUAUGUAGUCCAAUCUAGCCUUGAACACAUAGAGAUCAGCCUGCCUUUGCUCCCAAGUGCUGAGAUUAAAGGCUUGUACCACAGAGGCCGGCUUUCAUUUGUCUUACCAAAUGCAUUUGCUCUUUGAAUGAUAAUAGUAUGUGUCGCUGGAAUACCAGCAUGACAUGUAAGUUGCUCUUACAGCAACCUGCUGGGAAUUAUGAUGUGUUUUUAUAUCUGACAUUGUGUGUGUGUGUGUGUGUGUUGUGUUGUAUUUUGAGUCAGACUCUCACUCUGUAGUCAAGGCUAGCCUGGAACUCACAGUAAUCUUCUUGUCUCAGUCUCUCAAGUGCUAGGAUUAUAGGUAUAAGGUACCACACUUGACUAUUAUAUUUGACACAUUUGGCUAUCAUUUUUAUUUUUUGAAACACGGUAUCAUGUAGCCCAGGGUAGACUAGAAUUUGCUAUAUAGCCAAAGCUGGUCUUAAACUUCUGAUUCUCCUGCCUCUACCUCCUGAUUUCUGGGAUUAUAAGUGUGUGCCACUGCACUCAGCUUUAGCUAUCUUUUAAUAUUUAUAAUUAUUAUUAUAGUUAUAGAAUUUUGAGUAGAGAUUAUAGUCAAAACAUUAACACCUACCGAAGGCAUAGACACUGACCACACAAAACCCAGGCUACUUAGAAAAUAUCUCUAUAGGCCCAGACUGGUAACUCCUACCUGAAUAUUGGCCAUAGUUUUAGGUAUAUUUUCUUUCAAAAGUUGGGUGUGAAUUUUUAUAUUCAGACUUCUCAAUGAGUAUGUUUGUACUAAUCUUUAGUUGCUAUUACUAGCAUAUGAUAUGUCUACUUAUUAUCAGUUUACUAUAUAGAAAACACAUUUUGUAGUAAUGGGCUAAAGACACUUGCCAUGAAACUCUGAUGACCUGAGUUUGGUCCCCAGAACCUACUUAAAGGUAAAAGAAAAAAACUAACCCCACGAAGUUGUUGUCUGACCAAGCAUGCUCCGUGGCAUACACACAACCCCAUACACAUCAAAGAUGCACACAAUAAUAAAUAAAACUUUA